This is a messenger RNA of Pipistrellus nathusii (Nathusius's pipistrelle), 781 nucleotides long. The record is from the annotation of a GenBank genome assembly. NCBI's taxonomy places the organism in Eukaryota, Metazoa, Chordata, Mammalia, Chiroptera, Vespertilionidae.
AUGCAAGGGCCAGACUGCCAGGAGGAGGAGUGGGUUGGGGAGCAGUUAAUUGCAGGGGAGCAGUUUGUCCAGGAGGGGGAGAGGGAGGGCACCAUGGAGGCAAUGGAGCUGGUGGGAGAGGCAGAACCACAGUCAGAGGACAAAGCAAAGCCACAAAAAGCAAAGCCAGUGCAGCAGGAGCAGGCCCAGCCAGAUCCUGCUGGCAAGUGCACCUGGUCCCCACUCGAGAUGCUCCAGGCCCUUCAGUUGGAGAUGGAGCCCAUGAAUGAGCAAGCCAGAAGAGCCUUCUCUCGGCUCAGGCGCAGGAUGGGGCAGAGGCUCAAACCCUAUUUGGAACGGAGAAGCCUCAAUAUCCAGCGCAUUCCUGGAUUCUGGGCCACAGCUUUUAUCAACCACCCGGUUUUGUCCACCAUGAUCGGCGUGCAAGAUGAAAACAUGCUUCGCCACAUGAUCGACUUGAAGGUGAGGGAAGUCAGACAUUCUGAGAAUUACUGCACCAUCAGCCUGUACUUCCACAGCAACCCCUACUUUGUCAACAAUGUAAUUGUAAAGGAGUAUCUUAUCACAGUCACAGGAUACAGGGCGUCCCGUGCCACUCCCAUUCAGUGGUACCAGCAUUGUGAAAGGGAAGCUUACAGCCACAGGCACCAGGACAGCACCCUCACCCUCUUCAAUUGGUUCUCUGACCACAACUUAGCAGGAUCUGGCAGGAUUGCUGAGAUCAUCAGCAAGGACCUAUGGCUCAACCCCCUGAAGUACUAUGAGAGGACAAUGGCUUCAG